This is a messenger RNA of Ilex paraguariensis (yerba mate), 1386 nucleotides long. Lineage: Eukaryota; Viridiplantae; Streptophyta; Magnoliopsida; Aquifoliales; Aquifoliaceae. The record is from the annotation of a GenBank genome assembly.
AUGAGUUCAACCAUAGUAACUAUCCCCAAUGGAGAUGGGAUUGUUUCCAACAAGAAUAAGAAAUUUCAAUUCUCUUUACGUUCUAUUGGUUCUUCUCUUGUAGAGGGAAAAUGUAAGCCUGACAUGAUAAAAGUGAUUCAUAGUGUCAAGGUUGGAAUUGCCUUGGUGUUGGUUUCACUUUUCUAUCUCCUGGAUCCUCUGUACGAGGAAGUUGGAGACAAUGCAAUGUGGGCUAUAAUGACUGUUGUGGUUAUCUUCGAGUUUUCUGCAGGUGCUACGCUUAGCAAGGGCAUAAAUCGCGGAAUUGGAACUAUGUUAGGUGGUGGAUUGGGGUGUUUGGCUGCAAUUUUAGCCGAUGAAGUUCACGGUAGAAUUAGCAGUGCCAUUGCUGUUAGCACUUCUGUAUUUAUCUUUGCUGCUGCUGCAACGUACUCUCGAUUGGUGCCAAGCAUUAAGAGAAGAUAUGACUAUGGAGCCAUGAUCUUCAUCCUUACCUUCAAUCUGGUGGUGGUAUCUGGUGUUCGUGCUGAUGAAGUGAUGAAAUUAGCCCGUGAUCGUCUUUCCACAAUUGGUAUGGGUUUUGCUGUAUGCAUAUUCACCAGCUUACUCGUCUUCCCAAUGUGGGCUAGCGAUGAACUUCACCAUUCUGCAGCUACUAAGUUUGAAAAACUUGCUUGCUGUAUUGAAGGAUGCUUGGAGCAGUACUUCCAAACAGUGGAUGAAAAGGGAAAAACAGUUGAUUUCACCACCUGCAUGACAGUUUUACACUCAAAGUCCAAUGACCAGUCACUGGCAAACUUUGCAAGAUGGGAGCCAUGGCAUGGAAAAUUUGGAUUCUCUUACCCUUGGGAGAAAUACCUAGAGAUUGGAGAGGAUCUUAGAGAGCUUGCUGUAACCAUUUUUUCAAUGAAAGGAUGUCUUCAAUCACCUACACAGGCCACAUCAACACUAAAACAGUCGAUCAAAGAACCGUGUGAAUUGGUAGGGUUGUCACUUGCAUGGACUUUGAGAGAGCUUGGAGAGAGCAUCACAAUAAUGAAAAAGUGCAGGGCCAAGGUGUUGAUAUUCCCAAAAUUGCAGCCCAUGAAACUAGAGCUGAGUCGAGUCCCAUUUCCUUCCAAGGUAGGAGAAGCAUCAGAGAAUGGUGAAGGGGUUGCCAUUGCAAGCUUUCUGUUCCAGUUGAUGGAGAUGGUAGAAAAGAUUGAGUGCAUAGCAUCUGACAUUGAUCAUCUCCAUUUGGAAAUUAGCAAAGUGCAAAUUGAAGCCAAGCAUAAUAUCAAUGACUGGCUGUGGCAUAUGGGUAGUGUAGUAUUGCGUCGGUGUUAUGUUGUGUUAGUAUUUAUCACCGAUCCUGCUACGGGAAAAUGGGCAGAAAUGAGAGUAUAA